Messenger RNA from Phalaenopsis equestris, 844 nucleotides. Its product is annotated as F-box protein SKIP5. Gene Ontology annotation, molecular function: protein binding. The record is from RefSeq and is a predicted model, not a curated record. Lineage: Eukaryota; Viridiplantae; Streptophyta; Magnoliopsida; Asparagales; Orchidaceae.
ACCGGUAUAAUACCGCACUCGUUUGCCACAGAUGGCGGUACUUGGCAUGCCAUCCUCGGCAUUGGUUGCGUGUAGAAUGUUCAGCAAAAAGCUUAGCUGAACCAGGAGUUUAUUCUACUCUUGAGACUGCAAUUGCUGCUGCACGUCCUGGUGAUACCAUUCUCAUCUCUGCUGCUGGAGAUUACAUUGCCCAUAACCUUCAGAUUAAGAAACCUCUGUGCCUCAUAGGUGGGGGUGAACUGCCUGACGAUACCAUUCUGACCUGUUUGCGAGGUUAUGAAAGUGCUCUUGAGUUCUUUUCCACAUGUAAAGUUGCAAACCUUACCGUAAGAGCAGAACUGGGUUGUUGCUUACUCCACCGCAGUGGGAGACUCACUGUUGAAGGCUGCAUUCUUCAGUGUGAGGAGAAUCCUCUUGAUUACCUCUCAUUCCCUAUAGUAAGCACAGCACCUGAAUGCAAUGGAUUUACAUCUCUAGCAUUGAAGGGAAAAUGCCAUGGCAGUGUCGGUGCUGACUGUGUCACAGUGUCGAAUACUAGAAUUGAGGGAGGAGCGAAGGCGGUAUCAACAAAUGGCAACUUGGUUCUCCAACACGUUCGGGCGAUCUAUGCCAGGACUUCUAUCUUCUUUUGGUUUGAAGUUGGGGAGACGUAGGGGCUAUCUUUAGUUUUUUGAUUUUCUUAUGAUGAUAGUGCUUUGGCGAUACUGUCAGUGGGUGGCUUCAUUCAUGUAGACUUUGUAUUAUGAACAAUGUUUAUAUGGAGUUAUUUUCGUAAAUGCCAGAAAACUUUGUUGGUGGCACCUAUUUGCUGCAACUUGUUCCCAGAUGAGAGUUUAAAACUAUU